AUGAUUGGGAAACGUUGGAACACAUGUGAGGAAUAUGGAAGUGAUGUUCGCUGGAGUAAUCCACCUCCACGUUGUGUGCGAGUUGUAUGUAUAAAGCCUCCAAACAUUCCUGGUGGAUCCCAUAACGGAACUGCACCUCCUUAUCCUUAUGGAAUAGUGAUCAAAUACAGCUGCAAGGAGACUUACUCACUCAUUGGAGAACCUAUUAUAUACUGUGAUGUUGAUAAGACUAAUAGACCACUGUGGAGCAGUAAACCCCCAAAAUGCCAAGUGAUUAUAUGUGCAGAUCCAGUAGUUCAAGAUGGAGUAAAGAAGAUAAGUGAGUUUAAAGAUUACUAUACCUUUGGCAGCAAUAUUACAUUUGAAUGUGAAAUUGGAUACUUCAUGAUCGGAAGUUAUAUCAUUCGAUGUGUGGCGAACAAUACUUGGAUCCCUAAAGCACCAUCCUGCAAAAAGAUUUCUCAAGAUAUUUGUGGUGCUCCAGGAAUUCUAAAAGGAAGUGUACAUCCACCACAACCUCAUUAUAAACUUGGAAGUAUCAUUUCUGUGCAGUGUGAUAAAAAGUAUUCUUUUCCUGAUGAAACCAUGGAGAUGAAAGCAGAAUGCAAAGGCUACAAUCAGUGGGAUCCCCCUAUACAACUUUGUUUCUUUAGAUCAUCCCCAGACAUUGCUAAACUCCAUAUCUCUAAUGGAAUAAUAAAACAUGGGGGAAAAGAAUACUAUUAUCCUGGGGAUGAAGUUAUUGUUCAGUGCUAUGGUGGCUAUUCUUUGAAAGGAUCAUCUAAGUUUAAAUACAUUGGUGGAAAAAAAUGGGUGCCUAACACUCCGCAUUGUUAUCUGAGUAUUUUCCUGAGAGUAAUUAUAGCUGGAUGCCUGUUACCUGUAUUGAUUGUUGGAACCAAAAUGGUUUAUCAGAAGUUUUACUUGCAAAGGGCAGGAACAGAGAGGAGAGAGACGCAGCAGAGCACAACAGCUACCAAAGAACUUAGUUUGCUGCCAACGAGUAAAGUAGCAGUGGCCAGUCUUAACCAACUCGGCAAUGACCUUUCCAGUGAAACAUCCAAGAACUUAGCAGUACAAGGAAAACUGGGACAUCCCCGCAGCUUCAGGAGCAAAUCAUUGUACUAG
This is a messenger RNA of Zootoca vivipara (common lizard), 1128 nucleotides long. NCBI's taxonomy places the organism in Eukaryota, Metazoa, Chordata, Lepidosauria, Squamata, Lacertidae. The record is from RefSeq and is a predicted model, not a curated record.